Dermacentor silvarum is the source of this 1564-nucleotide messenger RNA. RefSeq names its product NADPH oxidase 4-like. Lineage: Eukaryota; Metazoa; Arthropoda; Arachnida; Ixodida; Ixodidae. The transcript has 9 exons. Gene Ontology annotation, molecular function: superoxide-generating NAD(P)H oxidase activity. The record is from RefSeq and is a predicted model, not a curated record. Gene Ontology annotation, cellular component: plasma membrane; NADPH oxidase complex. Gene Ontology annotation, biological process: defense response; superoxide anion generation. Bases 310 to 1050 code for a protein of 246 amino acids.
GGAUGAGACCUGAGGUCGCUUACUCGCAUGCUCUUGCGCAUGCGCCCUGCGGCGCGGCGGCCUGCUGCAGUAGACGUGGAAGUGGAUCCUGGCGGCCUUUGCGCUCUUCGGCCUGGACGCCUGUUGCCGGCUCUACAGGCGACGCUCGGCCGCGAAGCUCGAAGCAGUCCAGCUGCACGGCGUAUCUGCAGGUUUCAAGGCCGAUGCGGGGGCGCCUGAUGCGGCUCCGGGUUCUCCUGGCCCCUUUCCUCCCCCCAGCGAUGACCCGUACCGAGACUCAGUCGUGGAACUGCGACUCGCCAAGAGGGGAUGCUCGCCAGGCCGGGACAGUAUGUGCUACUCAACUGCCCGAAGAUAUCGCUGUUGGAGUGGCAUCCAUUCACAGUAACAUCGUGUUCAAAAGGUGGGGACAACACAUUCACGCUACACUUGACUACGAACGGCGACUGGACAGGUGUGCUGCGAACGAAGCUCGUCGCUCCGAAAGCUUCCAAAAAAAGCGACAAGCCAGCCUAUCCGAAAUUGUACGUGGACGGCCCUUUCUGUAGCAGGUCCGAACGGAUAGGACGCAGCGCCAUCACUAUUUGCAUCGCCGGUGGCAUAGGAAUUACUCCCUUUGUUUCGUUCUUCAAUCACAUAAUCUCUUCGAAGAACGUGCUGCGAGUUGAACGCCUCCACUUAGUUUGGGUCAGCAGAAGCAUCAGCAUGUUCACCACCUUCGCGGAUCACCUGACCAACCUUCAUUACGAGAUGUGGAGACAAAACUUGCCUGAUUUUUUCACUAUGCACCUUUACGUGACGCAAGGUAACCCACACGAGACUAUGUCGAAUGAAUUUUGGCAGAAGUACCAAUUACUUGCGAACCGAAUACGUGUGGGAAGACCAGAUUGGUCACGUCUGUUUCGUGAGUGGCAGACGGUAUACCAAAGGCAAAAGGUUGCCGUGUUUUCGUGCGGACCGGCUUCACUCAACAAGGAAAUCAAGAAGCACUGUCACAUCGCCACCCUGGCGGGGCACAAGUUCUCGUUCUACAAGGAGAGCUUCGCCUGAGACUCUCGUAUCCGCGAGCGGGACAAGCCGAACGAGAACGUCUUACGUGCUGCCGGCUGCACUUCCCAGUCAUUGCUUGUGAUACUCGCUGUUUGCGCUGUGCUGUCUUUAGAAGUGACCUGAACCUCGAUCACCGGAAACUCAAACCUAUUGUGAAUCGGACUGUCACGGGAACGACGCUCAGCAAGUGCCUCUGCAAGUGAAUGUUUGCAUCGGUGAUGCAACGGGUCCUUUGUCUCGAUGAGAGAGGACUUCCGGGUCGCUUGACCUUUCCUUCAGAGACGUUCUGUUAUUUGUUGUUGACUGCUGUGUUGUGCCUGAUAUCAACUGCUCCGUUUAUUUAUUUGUUAGUUGAUGUUAUUUACCGGCAACGCGCCCCCGCUAAUACGCGUUUAAGAUUACGUUUAUUUUAGCGCGAGAGAGUUCCUUCUGUUGUCUCACUACCAGAGCCACGUUGUUUUUUUUUUCUUUGACGAAUAAAAUUAAGUCCUAGACUUGAGACAUGUUGUUUGCA